Messenger RNA from Pollicipes pollicipes, 935 nucleotides. RefSeq names its product exosome complex component Rrp45 (gene Rrp45). The record is from RefSeq and is a predicted model, not a curated record. Gene Ontology annotation, cellular component: cytoplasmic exosome (RNase complex); nuclear exosome (RNase complex). Gene Ontology annotation, biological process: exonucleolytic trimming to generate mature 3'-end of 5.8S rRNA from tricistronic rRNA transcript (SSU-rRNA, 5.8S rRNA, LSU-rRNA); TRAMP-dependent tRNA surveillance pathway; nuclear-transcribed mRNA catabolic process, deadenylation-dependent decay. Lineage: Eukaryota; Metazoa; Arthropoda; Thecostraca; Pollicipedomorpha; Pollicipedidae. The transcript is spliced from 6 exons. Gene Ontology annotation, molecular function: mRNA 3'-UTR AU-rich region binding. The annotation marks the transcript as partial.
UCCACACAGGUACUGCGCAGUUCGCGACGCGCUUCCUUUCUCUGCAUUGGAUUUGCACUCGGACGGCAGAAAGGAAGACGUGGGUGUAGUGUCCGCGUGCCAUUUUUCUUACUUGCAGGCCUUACACUGGAAGCCAUCAUUUAACGUCACUAGCAAUGAAGCCUCUCAUUCCAUCAACAUGCAAGAUCAACUCUGUGGUCAACGCCGUCGGCAAGGGAAUGCGAUUAGAUGGCCGCGAGAUCUUGGAUCAUCGUGAAACGGUAGUGCAGUUUGGGCGAAGCUAUGGGAGCUGCCAGGUUCGCGUGGGCAAUACUAGGGUGCUGGCCUCCGUGACUGCCGAGCUGGGCGCGCCGCGGCCCGCCCGGCCCACCGAGGGCACGCUGCAGGUGGUGGUGCACGUGACGCCGACGGCGGCGGCGGGCGCCGAGCGCGCCACUGACCUCAGCGUCGGUCUCGAGCGCCUGCUCGAGCGCUGCCUGCGCGAGUCGCGCUGCGUCGACACGGAGUCACUCUGCAUCGUGGCCGACGAGAAGGUGUGGCAGCUGCGGCUGCGCGUGGAGCUGGUGGACCUGGGCGGUGACGCGGCGGCGGCCGCCUCGCUGGCCGCGCUCGCCGCGCUCUGCCACUUCCGCCGGCCGCACGUGGCCGUGUCGGGCCGCCAGGUGCGCGUCUGCCCGGCCGAAGAGGUGGAGCCGGUGCCGCUGGCCGUGCUGCACAUGCCCCUGCUCGUGACGUUCGCCUUCUUCAGCGACGGGCAGCACAUGGUGGCCGACCCGACCGAGGUGGAGGAGAGUGCCAUGGAGGGCGCCUUGACGGUCGGCAUGAACUCGUACCGCGAGAUCUGCACAUUACACCUCACCGGCAAACUGCUGCUCAGCAAACACCAGAUCCUGGAGUGCACCGAGCUGGCGGCGGCGCGCGUGCGCUCGCUCACG